This is a messenger RNA of Caenorhabditis angaria, 3934 nucleotides long. NCBI's taxonomy places the organism in Eukaryota, Metazoa, Nematoda, Chromadorea, Rhabditida, Rhabditidae. The record is from the annotation of a GenBank genome assembly.
AUGCCAAACUUGUUAGCCACAGCUUCCCAAGUCGCAAAUUCGCUCUCAAAUCUAAAAGCCAAAUAUAUCAAAUAUUUGGAAAGUUUGUGCAACUCGAAUGGCAUUGAUAUUUCCACGCUGAAAAAUGAGGGAACCUCACAUUUUCUGCUGGAAAUGUAUUUUGGCGGAUUGCCAGUUUUGGUGGGCUUGAAAUAUUUUUCGAAUUUGAAAUGUUUGCGAUUAUUUGGACAACAAAUCAUUUGCUUGAAACCGCUGGGUGAAAUUGCACCAACUUUGGAGGAAUUGUGGAUUUGUGAGGGAGUGGUGAAGGUGAGCUGUAGAUUUUCGGGAACCUUGAGAAAUUUGGAGAAUUUUGAUAGUACAUAAAUAUGACGUGGUUUGGGGGCGAAAAUUUGGAGUACUGUAAAUUUUGAAUUUGUGGGGGAAAUCAUUUAAUUUUGUUAGCUGAAAAUAGCUGAAUUUAAAAAAAGUUAACGUGAACCACGUCAAAAAAUGUGGCAUCCAAAUCAUUUCUGCAAAAUUGUUAUUUUGAAAAUAAUUUGAACAAAAAGUAAGUUAACAAAAUUCGACCCGGGUUACUGUAGCUAGAUUUUAGCGCUAGAAUUUUUACUGUAUUUCAAGGAUUACUGUAGGGUAAUUUUGAACGCAAGUUGCCAAACAUUUAGGGUUUACUGUAGAUCAAAUCUUCAAAUUGUAGAUUACUGUACCUCUGAAUUCAAUUUUCCAUUCAGGACCUAACUGGAAUCGAAAACUGCAUUCGACUCAAAAAACUAUAUCUCUAUGAAAAUUCGAUUGAAGAUGCUUAUCAAAUUCAAAAUCUCAUUUGCCUACAAGUUUUGGAUAUUUCUGAAAAUCGCCUGAAAAAUCUGCAAUUUUUGCGGAACUUGAAGGAUUUGACCAAUUUUUCAGCGGCUGGAAAUAAAAUGAGAGAUUCUGGUGAGAAAAAAUCAUGAAAGAAAAUGUUGUGAAUCUGAAAUUAAUUUCAGUAAUAAUCACAGUUGCCUGGCCGGAAAAUAUUCAACAUUUGGACAUUUCGGAUAACUCAUUUUCAUCUUGCAAAUCACUUUUUGGUCUCACAAUUCUGCAUUCUUUGCGAAGUUUACAUUUGAAUUUGGCGUUUUCGAAUAUUUCGAUGAACUUAUUUUUUUCUUGGAUUUCGCACAGUUUUCGAUUUUUGGAAUCGAUUGAUGAUGAUAGAUUGGCUGAAUGUUUUGCUGUUAAUUAUAGAGUGAGUUAUGGGGUACUGUAGGAGAAUCUGGAUUACUGUAGAACAUUUUUCACAAUUUUUUAUUCAAAAAAAAAACGAAAAACAACAGUUGGAGACAAUUAAAUAAGUUUCUGAAAUCACCCAAAAUCAAAAUUUAGCUGCCUUCAAAUAGAAAUAUCAAAAACUGUAUCUUCUAAUGAAUUAAUUGCUUCGGGAACUGUAUAAAUUGAAUAUAUUUUGAUCAACAUUAUAAACUUUCGCAAACUUUUUUGAUGUGAAAUAGCCAAGUUGAUAUAACUUAUAAGUUUGACAAAUCUUGAAGGACCAUCUCUUUUUCCAUAUUCAAUCGAACAAUAAUUCAAUAAUAUUUUUGAAAAAUUUUGACGAUUUUCCCAAAUAAUGUUUCUUGCUUCUUCUGAUAAAUCGAAAAUUGGAUCACAAAUUGCUAUAGCUUUUAGCAAACUAUAUUCAAUAUCGGUGAUUUUCUGUUGAACUAAAAAUCCCAUAAUAUUUUGAGACGAAUUUAUAAGCUUCUUAAGGAAAGGCUCAUUUUUUCUAAAAAAAAAAAUAAAUUCAAAAAAGUUUGGAAAAUUAGAAACUCACUCUAUAUUCUUGUUUGUUUUUGAAUUGAAGAUUUUACAUCUGGAAAAUCUAUUAUUUGAGAAGAAAAACAACUAUUUAAAAAUCUCACGUAUUUUUUGAAUCAACAUAAUAUCCAUCUGGAGAUUUGAAACAAUCCGAUUUAUUUUGAAAUGAUGUAAAUGCAAUCAUCAUCGAUUGUAUAAUUAUUGUAACAUGUUUUGCUAGAAUAGUUUUAUCAUGAAAUUUCAAAAAUCGGAAAAAUUCGAAAGUUUUCAAAUAUUCAAUCGAUAAUAAAAUGUCAAAUUUCAUCCAAAGUUUUCUGAAAAAAAUAUCAAAAUAAAUUUUUGAGAUUUCCGAAAACUCACGUCGUUAUUGACUUAUCUGCAAUUAUUUGAUCUUGCAAUUUCGAAAAAGCCUCAUUCAGUUUUAGUUGUUGUCCUCUAAAUUCUUCCAAUGUUAACGGCCAACCUGGCAUUGGCUGAAAAUAAUUUUUUAAAAAUUAAACGGUAAUAUUCAUCGUACCUUUGAUUUUUGUGCCCAGUGAAGAAUACUUGGAGCAUCUAAAAGUUGCUCGAAUGUUGGGAAUAUUAUUAGAUUAUAAGUUGAAUUUCGAAGUUUCAAAAGUUGAGAAUCGAGAUAGGAUAAGUUGCAAAUAAUAUUCUUACAAUGAUUUGAAAAUUGAAUAAGGAUUCGUGAAUUUUCAGGAUCUUCUUUAUUUUCCGAUCCUUGGGGAUGGUUUUUAGAAGCCAUUUAAUGAAUGACAAUUUUAAUUUUUUUUUUUUGAUUUUUGAAUCUUAAGAAAAAAAAUAAAUAAAAAAGUGUGAUAGGAUAAUUUUUCUUGAGGGAAUUAUUUAAAUGAAGUCAUAAGAUUGGAUGAUCUGGAUUUGGCUGGAAUUUAGAAAAAAUAUUCUUUUCACUACAAAAAUUUUGAAUUUCUGUUACACUUGGUGGUAAAAAUUUUGCAAUAUUUUUUCCGAACAAAAAUCCAUAAGUAAAAGCAAGAAACUACGAGAUCCAUAAACUUUUUCGGUUUUUCAGCCCAUGAUUGACACAAUUUUCGCCGAUAAAAUUUCUCGAAUCGCAAAAAUCAAUGAGAAAAUCACAAAAGAUUUGCGACUCGCUGAAAAACAUUCGACAAAAAUUGAGAAUCGAUUAGCUUGUUUGGCAGAAGCAUUGGCUGUUUUUCGAGAUUCGAUGCAGACAAAAGAUGCGAAAAAAGAGAUUGUGAAAAGGGUUCAGGAAAUAUGUUCGAAUAAUUCGAAAGCUGUCAAGAGUGUUAAAAGUGAGUUAGAAUAAGUACACAUUUUGAAACAACUUAUUGAUUUUUUUGAGUUUUCAUGAUUUCACUGAAGCUGAAAUUCAAUAUUUCUUCACCUUGCAGCCCGAUUACUGUAGUCUUUCUGAACCUGAACUGUAUUUAUCUUGCAGGAACCUCAACUCACAUAAAAUAUAUCCCCAACGUCAUCUUCAAUUUUCCAGAAAACUACAACACCCUUUGUGAAUUCUACCGUAGUUUGGCCAAAUACCGUAUCGCUUGUGAAAUGGAAUCUUGUCAAACUUUUGAACUUCGAGAUGCGACUGAAGAUGAGAUUUUGGUAUUCACACAAACUUUGAAUUAUAAUUGCUCGAUGAAAAAUUGUUAUGAGGUGAGUGAGGUUUUUUUCAUAAUUUUCAAGUUUCACCAAAUUCUUCUUCCAGAUAAAUAUAAAAUCUUGCUCAAUUGUGAAUGAGAUUUCGAAACCUGAAACUGAAAAAUUGUUUAUUUUGGAGAAAGAUGCGAAUGAUCAACUCUUCGAAAAUCGAUCGAUUUUUCAACUUCUCGACAGAUUUUCCCGCGCAAAUUAUAUGUUUUCGAAUAAUUCGGUGAAAAUUAUCAGGGAUUUCGAGAUACUCAAAAAACAAUCAAAAGAUAAAACUAUGGUUUAUUUUUUGCCGCUAGUUUUAUCAAAAAUGUCAAAAGGAGGUGAAGAUGGAAUCGGAAAUUCGAAUGAAAUUGGAUGGAAGGAUAUUAAAUUGUGCGCGAUUUUGGCGGUUGAGAUUCAUCCGGUUGGACAAUUGACGACGGAUCAAUUGAGGUGGGCAAUUUUUAGGGAAAAAUUGGGAUUUGAAGUGACAUGUGGAUUUGAAGUUUUUAAAUUUUGUUAA